Molecule: messenger RNA, 6047 nt
Organism: Synchiropus splendidus (mandarinfish)
Lineage: Eukaryota; Metazoa; Chordata; Actinopteri; Syngnathiformes; Callionymidae
Gene: agtpbp1
Product: ATP/GTP binding carboxypeptidase 1
Exons: 26
Coding region: 310-3984 (1224 amino acids)
Biological process (GO): protein side chain deglutamylation; proteolysis; C-terminal protein deglutamylation
Molecular function (GO): metallocarboxypeptidase activity; zinc ion binding
Source: RefSeq, a predicted model, not a curated record
GACUUUGCUCAUUUUAUUUGCCCGUUUUAGUGAAGAACCACCAUAUUUGUCGAUGGGUAGUUGAUUAUCAACGACAAUGUGCGUGACCGUCAUUUUGAAUGUGGUUUUUGUGCUUGGAAUUUGCUCGUUUAUAAGUAAUCCAGUGCUGCUAUCGCGUUGCUACAUCUGACAGUUCGGGCUCAUCACAACAUCAGUGGGGCGUCACAGACAACGCUCGACACUGUUUUUACUCCAGAAUCGCUCGCGCCUUGGUCGCACAUCGGAUCCAAUUUUUGCAGGUUGGCAACAUGAAAUGUUGAUUUGGUGAAAAUGAACAAACCCAAAAUGGCCACUGAGAAAGGUGUACCCAGUAACUCCAGGGUCCUGAUGCUUCUGGGCCAACUGGAGCGGAUAAAUGGAGAUGCUGUUGGGAGAGACAUUGAAACGGCACGUCAGGUCACGGCAAAAAUUCUUCAUCUCAUGCAAACUCAGGAAAAAAGUGGAAAGGAGGUGAUGUCCAAAGGUUCCAGUGGCAUGGAAGUCAUCCUGUCGUCACUGGAGAAUUCUUGUGAUCUCCAGACGACCCUCAAUAUCCUCAACAUUCUCAGUGAGCUACUGACUGUCGGUCGAGGUCGAAGAAUGGGGGUGUUUGUAUCGAAAGGCGGGACCGGGAUUUUACUGCAGAUAUUACUCAGCGCCAGCCGAGAAUCGCCAACCAGUGAAGAACUCAUGGUGCAGCUUCACUCUCUGCUCGCUAAGGUCGGCGUCAAGGAUAAAAAGUUGGGCGUAAAGGCACGUUUGAGUGGAGCAAUGAAUGUCACGGUCAACCUAGUGAAACUGAACCUCCAAAAUGUCAAGCUGCUUCUGCCCUGCCUGCAGGUUCUCAGGGUUUACUCCACCAAUUCGGUGAAUGCGAUGUCGAUGGGCAAGAGUGGUGUCAUGGAGCUCAUGUUUAAGAUCAUCGCUCCGUACUGCAAGAGGAACACAAGCAUUCUGAAGGUAGCUCUGGAUGCACUGGGAGCGCUGCUCAAAUCCAAAACAAAUGCUCAUCGCUCAGUGGAUGCGGGACAAGUUCCUGUCUUGCUGGCUAUUUAUCUGGACUGGCAUCGCAAUGACACCCGCCAUCGCCACGUGCAGAUCCGCAAAGGGCUCCUGGUCUGUCUCAAGAACGUCACCAACAUCAAGCUGGGAAGGAAAGCUUUCAUUGAAGCUGACGGAAUGAAAGUCUUGUAUAACACGUCUACUGAAUGUCUCCCCGUACGGACCCUGGAUCCUCUGGUGAACACUUCAAGUCUCAUCAUGAGGAAGUGUUUUCCUAAGAACCGUCUGCCUCUUCCUACCAUCAAGUCGGUUUUUAAUUUCCACCUGCCACACAUCCCUGCCGCCGGGCCUGUGGCGCUGUUGUACAGCCAGCCUCCAGGGGUUGAUGAUGUUGUUGAUGACAGCGACGAUAAUGAAGACUUGGAAGCUGAAAAUGAAGAUACUGAGAAUGAAGAGGAUGAUAAAGACAACAACUCUGCGAAUGAAGAUAUAGAGACUGAUCUGAACAAACUGCACUCAAAAACUGGCCCAGCUCGUCCUUUUGAGGAGUUAAGAGUCUAUGAGAGGUUUUUCAUGGAACUUUCUGAAGACUUCCAGGGUUACAACUUUGAAAGCUCAAGCUCGUCGCCAACAUCAUCAGCCUCUGGCCGAUCUUCUUGGCCAAUCAUUGUGCCAACUGCUCAAUCCCUUUCCCCUAAUCACGUCCCCCUGCCGAGGUCCCAGGAGAACUGCAACUCUUCCAAAACAAGAAAUUCUCCUGCUGUUUCUCCUGCAACUACACUGGUUCCCACUGGCGGUGUGGCACCACCUUUAGACAUAGACAGUAUCCACCUCAUACAGGACCAAGACCAGAAAGGCCAGCUGCCUGACAUGGACUCUUCCCUGUCGACUCUGAAGACUUUUUCUCAGGGGGAGAUGACGGAGCAGGACAUUUCUCGAGUGUUGGAGUCUGUCUCCCUUGAUUGUGAAAAGUCUUUUAGCUCAGAAGAACUGAAACUUGAGGGGUCUGUGGUCAAUGCUACACGACACAUACUUUCUCCCUUGCUUGUUGGUGGCAUUGCUGCCUGUCGUCUAGUUGGUGCAGACCGGAGCAACAGGGGGUCGGAGUGUAGCUCGGAUGGACCUGAAGAUGAGGGAGGGGAUAUUUUGGAGGUACCAGACACGGCGCAGAUGCUUCCGCUGCAUGACCCGGAGCUUUACGUGGAGAAGGUGAAGGGGACCUUUUCGGUGCCCCGGUACGCUGAAGUGGCUUACCCAGACUACUUUGGACAUGUUGCACCCACUUUUAGGGAACCACUUCUUGAGAGAGUUUAUGGUGUUCAGAGGUCAAAGAUAUUCCAGGACAUCGAGAGGUUAAUUCACCCGAACGACAUCGUGGAUAAAGUAGUUUACGACCUGGAUAAUCCUCGCUUCCCAGUUGUUGAGGAUGAUGGGGAAUCGCUGAAGUUCAACUCACAGUUUGAGUCUGGUAACCUCAGGAAGGCAAUCCAAGUCAGAAAGUACGAGUAUGACCUGGUUCUGAAUUCAGACAUCAACAGUAACCACUACCACCAGUGGUUCUACUUUGAGGUGAGCGGCAUGCGUGUUGGAACGAGCUACCGCUUCAACAUCAUCAACUGUGAGAAGUCCAACAGUCAGUUCAACUACGGUAUGCAGGUGCUGAUGUACUCGGUUCAGGAGGCCAUCAGUGGCCGCCCCUGCUGGGUCAGAACUGGGAGCGACAUCUGUUACUACAAAAACCACUUUGCCAGGAGUUCGAUUGCAGCUGGAGGUCAGAAGGGGAAGUCCUAUUAUACAAUGACCUUCAGCACGAGUUUCACCAACAAGGAUGAUGUCUGCUACUUCGCGUAUCACUAUCCUUACACAUAUUCUUCUCUCAAGAUGCACCUGGCCAAGCUUGAGUCCAUGAGGACCCCACAGAUCUACUUGAGACAGGACGUUCUUUGCGAGACCCUCGGAGGAAACGCCUGCCCUCUUCUCACCAUCACUGCCAUGCCUGAGUCAAACUCGAGCGAUCACAUCUGUCAGUUCAGAAACCGUCCCCUGAUCUUCCUCUCAGCCCGAGUUCACCCUGGUGAGACCAACGCCAGCUGGGUCAUGAAGGGAACGCUGGAGUUCCUGAUGGGCACCAGCUCCAUGGCAGCGAGUCUUAGAGAAGCUUACAUCUUCAAGAUCGUGCCCAUGCUCAACCCUGAUGGAGUGGUGAACGGAAGUCAUCGUUGCUCGCUGAGUGGAGAGGAUCUGAAUCGCCAGUGGCAGAACCCCAACCCCGAACUUCACCCCACCAUCUACCACACCAAGAGCCUCCUGCAGUACUUGGCACACACACAGAGGGCGCCACUGGUGUACUGUGAUUACCACGGACAUUCCAGAAAGAAGAACGUUUUCAUGUACGGCUGCAGCGUGAAGGAGACCGUCUGGCAGUCCAACAUUAAUGCCACGUCCUGUGACCUGCAGGAGGACCUGGGAUACCGGACACUUCCGAAGAUCCUCUCGCAGAUCGCUCCUGCCUUCAGCAUGGGCAGCUGCAGUUUCGUGGUGGAGCGCUCCAAAGAGUCAACUGCGCGUGUGGUUGUGUGGAGGGAGAUUGGAGUCCAGCGCAGCUACACCAUGGAGAGCACCCUGUGUGGGUGUGACCAGGGAAAAUACAAGGGACUCCAGAUUGGCACCCGAGAGCUGGAGGAGAUGGGGGCACAGUUCUGUGUGGCCCUCCUGAGGCUCAAGAGGCUGACGGGAAUCCACAACCAUCAACAUUUGCUGGAUUUGGAAAGUGAUAUGAUUGGAACGCAGACCAAAGUGGCCAGCUGCCCCACCACCUACGUGAUGGAGGAGGACGAGCCAUCCUUUCUUGAAGCGAUAGACUACAGCGCAGAGAGCAACGACGAGGAUGCAGAGCCGGAGAAUGAACACCCAGGCGAAACCCCCUUUGAGCAACUGUCCGACUCUGAAGCUAACCACUCGUAGGUGACAGGAGACAGCAGACGUCUGAGGAAUACACUCACUCACCAUCACUGGUCACUGUCUCGGCGGCCGCCGCUCACCACCUCAUCAAGAUGCAAAUCUCCUUCCUGCAUUCUACCAUCUGUAAUUUAAGGCGAUAGAUUGGAGUGUCUCAUCCGGAGGGUAACCUCUAUAUUGGUUUGUAUAGUUGUUGCCGCUUGAAACCUCCAGCGCAUCACAUCUGAAUAGCUUUCCCCUUGUGUAGUUCAUACAUGUAUCCCUGAAGCUAUGGCAAAAGAGUCUCCAAAUGUUGCUCGAUGGUGAAACCCUGGUGCGUUCACUGACCCCGUAAUUUAUGCUUCUGUUUCUUUUCAUCCGUAAGAAUUUUUUAAAUUUUUUUUUUUAUUCACUUUUGUAAACAAUGGUGUUGUUUUAGAUUUUAUUGCUGCAGUAUUCUUAGUUGGUGAACACAGCUGUGUUUGUCUUAGGUGCAGAUGAGCGUUACUUGCUUUCAUCUGGUUGUUGUUUGGCAAUGCAAACCAAAUAUUACCAAGUGGUAGCAGAAGUGUAUAGAGUCACAAUCCAACGAUGGGCCGUUCAAAUUUACACUGAUAAAAAAAAUAUAUAUAUAUAUAUAUAUAUCAUCAGCUUUAAACUGGCAUGUGUUGGAAGACUUGUUCUUCCACCGAGGGAGAGUUCAACCAAAAAUCCCUGACGUCAAUGCUGCCGCGAUACGACCGAUGCCUUCCUGGUUUAUCCCUGCCUUACUGCGGAGUGAGUAGAAGCCCAGAUGACAGGACCCUGGGAGGGUUGUGCUUCAGCCGCCGUGUUAAGUAGUAGUGAUCUUCUGAUUUGCUCCAACGGUUUCUGAUCAUCCGAUCGACUCGCUAGGUCACCGCGGUGCUUCUGUUAGUGUCAAGGUAUUGAUCAUGAUGACAGUAACAUGAUCCGGAUUGAUUAUCUGUGCUCAAGACGCUCUGCGCUGAGGCGGAGCUAACGCUCCUGUAUCUUGGCUUUUCUGUGCCGUUCUGACCUAUAAGUCACUGUGGCACCUUCAUCUUCACAUCCGAGCAGGACGCUGCCAUCUUGCAAUCCUUUACUGUCGACCUUGAAAGCCUCGCAUACCUGAGGUGGUGUAUUCACUAGCACCCUCUAUGGGUACCGUUUUAACCCCCCCCAUAGCCAUCCAUCUUUAGCCUCGUUCUCUGCCUGCACUUUAACUUGUUGCCGUCAUCCUACGUCGUCUACGCUGCUCUCACACUAUACACAGACAGACACAUGUACUUUAGCUCUUCCACAGUAGUUUGUCACAACGGUGCACACGUCACGUGCCUCCUGCCUUGCUUCACCAAAAACACUUCACGAUCAAAAAGAAUGUUCACAUCUGAAUGAAAGUCGGACCUCGGAGCGAACAGGAAACGAAGGUGAAAAGUCGUCACAUUUAGCAGUGGUUUGUGGAAUGUAUGGUGUAUUUAACCGUCUUAAUGGUGAUGUUUAAUUCAAGGUCAGCAGAAGAGUCGUCAACUAUGAGGUGCUGAUAUUCUUGAUAACGUUUGCACUUUAGUUCAACUGACUGACAAAAGGUGUUCAACUCAGACCUGAUAUUUUAGAACUGGAACAUGUCUUUGCUGUAGUCGUCGCCCUCCUGUGUACUUUUUGCGCAUUUGUCCUUUGGCGUUUAGUUCAAUUGACGUUUUUGGCACAUCAAUCGCAUGCUUUGUUUUUACUUUAUUUAUUGAGCUUUUUUACUUUGUUGCCCUCGGAUGUCUGAGGCGUUAUUCCAUCGUCCAGCUCCGCUGCUGCUUUGUUCCCUCUUCCGUUGGAUGAAGCUGCUCACUCUUGGUUUCUCCUCCCAAACCAUUUCCCGCUUGAACCCCCGGCCAUUCCUCUUUCUCUUUUUAAUCUUUCUGUUACGAGUUCAUGUUGAUGUGUGCCAGUCUUAGCUAGAAUCCUAUUUGUGAGUUUUAUAAAGUUUGGCGGUUAAUGGCACUUUAGUGAAACUUUUAAUUUCUACCUGGAGGCGGAGCGAGCGAGUGCUCGUCAUAUUUAACUUGACUGUUACAGAGUUGAAGCAUCGUGAAUAAAAU